AUGAUUACAUGUAUCAUCGGGCCUCUAUACCCCGAAGAGGUUGCUGACAUGGGCUUAACUCAGGAGCUCGAAGAGCUCAUCAAGAACAACGACGCCGAUGGCCUGGAAGCCAAGUUCACCAAGCAAGGACGCCCUCGAAAAGGGACAAGAGCUAUUACACAGAAAGAUAAGAAUCAUUGUCUUGAUGUGGCGAUGCCACAGGCGGAUUUCGACGUCCUCGAAGUAUUGUUCAGACAUGAGGCGAAGUUGACGCGUCAUUCAUUUGAUGCUGCGUUGGAGAGGGGAAACCAGGACACGAGCUUACUGGAUCUGAUGCUCAAGUGGGGAUGGGCUUCGAUCUAUGAAGAGAACACUCUUCGCUGGGUGCUAGAACACGGCGCAGAGCUGAAUGUCGUCUCGAAUCCCCGGUUGGUAGGCUCAUGCGCAGACUUCGCUACACCGUUACAGAAGGCGGCUUCGUGUGGCUCGGUGAAGGCCAUGGACAUUUUGCUUGAGUUUGGCGCCAGACCGGAUGCGUCGGUCAUCUUUCAUGCUAUCCGCUCGCAGGUUACCGAAUCGGUGAAGUUUUUGCUUGCAAAGGGUGUACCUGCGGAUGUUGUGUCGCAGAGAUGGGGUACGCCGCUGAAGUGCGCUGUUCGGUGCCGUAAUGCAGAGGCGGUGGAGGUUUUGCUCGAAUAUGGUGCAGAUCCCGAGGAAGCGUGGGUGUGUGGAGUUGGCGGAGAUGUUGGAAGCGAGGAUGAAGAGGAGAAGUCGGAGGAUCAGGGGGAUUAG
Messenger RNA from Alternaria viburni, 771 nucleotides. RefSeq lists its product as uncharacterized. Lineage: Eukaryota; Fungi; Ascomycota; Dothideomycetes; Pleosporales; Pleosporaceae. Gene Ontology annotation, molecular function: protein binding. The record is from RefSeq and is a predicted model, not a curated record. The coding region runs from base 1 to 771 and encodes 256 amino acids. The transcript is spliced from 3 exons.